This is a messenger RNA of Staurois parvus, 537 nucleotides long. The record is from the annotation of a GenBank genome assembly. Lineage: Eukaryota; Metazoa; Chordata; Amphibia; Anura; Ranidae.
CUUAAAGUGUUACUAAUCCCAGGACCCUGCAUUCACUAUAUCCGGUCUCCCCAGACCCGGCAUUCACUAUAUCCGGUCUCCCCGGACCCGGCAUUCAUUAUAUCCGGUCUCCUCGGACCCUGCAUUCACUAUAUCCGCUCUCCCCGGACCCGGCAUUCACUAUAUCCGGUCUCCCCGGACCCGGCAUUCACUAUAUCCGCUCUCCCCGGACCCGGCAUUCACUAUAUCCGCUCUCCCCGGACCCGGCAUUCACUAUAUCCGCUCUCCCCGGACCCGGCAUUCACUAUAUCCGCUCUCCCCGGACCCGGCAUUCACUAUAUCCGCUCUCCCCGGACCCGGCAUUCACUAUAUCCGCUCUCCCCGGACCCGGCAUUCACUAUAUCCGCUCUCCCCGGACCCGGCAUUCACUAUAUCCGCUCUCCCCGGACCCGGCAUUCACUAUAUCCGCUCUCCCCGGACCCGGCAUUCACUAUAUCCGCUCUCCCCGGACCCGGCAUUCACUAUAUCCGGUCUCCCCGGAUCCGGCAUUCACUAUAU